AUCAGUCCGCGUACACGUAGGCAGGCCGCUGAAGCGCUGACGCUUGAGCCAUGUCGAUGACGAAGACGCAGACGAGGAGACCGUCAGCCAAGGCCAAAGGCAAGCAGCGACAGAACAACGACCCACGUCAAGCCCGACGACAGCGAGAUGAGGAAGAGCUGCAGCGGACUGCUACAGAAAUCGCAAAUCUCGAUCUGACCGCUAGUUACAGCACAUUCGCCGAUCUGCCCCUCUGCACGCCGACUGCUGCAGGCCUAAAGGCAGCUUAUUUCACCAACUUGACGCCCAUCCAAUCUCGAGCGCUACCACUCGCUUUGCAGGGGAAAGACGUUCUGGGGGCAGCCCCGACAGGCUCGGGCAAGACUCUGGCGUUCUUGGUGCCUUUGCUCGAUUUGCUCUACCGCAAAAAAUGGGGACCCAUGGAUGGUCUCGGUGCACUCGUCAUCAGUCCUACGAGAGAGCUAGCCGUACAAAUCUUCGAGGUCCUGCGCAAGAUCGGCACGCAACAUUCCUUCAGCGCAGGCCUGGUCAUCGGAGGCAAAUCCUUGCACGAGGAAAAGGCAAGUCCUCGGUGCAAGUGUGAACGGCUAGCACGCAUGAACAUCCUUGUCGCUACGCCAGGACGGCUCUUGCAACAUAUGGAUCAGACGAUUGGCUUUGACGCUGAUAAUCUCCAGCUACUCGUCCUCGACGAAGCCGAUCGUAUACUCGACAUGGGCUUCUCAAAGUCACUCAAUGCCAUCGUUGCCAACCUCCCUCCCACACGCCAGACACUGCUCUUUUCCGCGACACAGACCAAAAAUGUCAAAGACCUCGCGCGUCUCUCGCUCAAAGAUCCCGAAUAUGUCUAUGCACGCACGCUCACGGCCGAUCCCGCUGUCGGCGCGCAGCCCGUCGCCGAGGCCAGUCGAGACGAGGCGACCUUGCAAGUACCAGUAGGCCUCGAGCAGCACUAUAUGGUUGUCCCGCUCGACAAGAAACUCGACUUGCUCUGGAGCUUCAUCAAAACCCAUCUCUACACCAAGACGAUUGUGUUCCUGUCGAGCUGCAAGCAAGUCAGAUUCGUCCACGAGACAUUUCGACACAUGCGGCCCGGCGUACCUUUACUCCAUCUGCAUGGCAGACAGAAGCAAGCGAAGCGAUUAGAGAUUUACGAUCGCUUCACUUCGUCAAAGCAUACCGUCAUGUUUGCGACCGAUGUCGCUGCUCGCGGUCUCGAUUUUCCGGCCGUCGAUUGGGUCAUCCAAUUUGACUGUCCGGAAGAUGCCGAUACUUAUGUACAUCGUGUGGGUCGUACUGCCAGGUAUCAAAGCACCGGCAAAGCUCUCCUCUUCCUUUGCCCUAGCGAAGAGGAAGGCAUGACCAAACGACUGGCCGAUAAAGGACUAGAAGUCAAUCGCAUCGUCGCUCGCGAAGCCAAACAACAGUCUACUCAUCAUCAGGUGCAAUCGAUCGCUUUCCAGUUUCCAGAGAUCAAGUUCAUCGCUCAACGCGCGUUCAUCUCCUACGUCAAAUCGAUUCAUCUGCAAAAGGACAAGUCUGUCUUUAUGCUUGACGAGUAUCCCCUGGAGAAGUAUGCUACGUCUCUCGGCUUGGCGGGUGCACCUCAGAUCAGAUUCGUCUCAAAGGCAGAAGCAUCAUCAAGGAAGAAUGCAGACUGGUCGCUCGAGAACGUCAAGACCCAGCCGAUUGUUGGCGAUGCAUCUAGCGAUGAGGAGCCGACCCAUCUUUCUGAUGUGGCAGAGGAUAGUGCAAGCGAGUCCGCUGAAGCGGAAGUGGCGACGUUUGCUCCCCUGUCGCAGCGCAAGAGUAGCAAGACCAAAGUCGAUCGCAUGUUUGGCCGUCAGAAUAAUAACAUCCUCUCUGAUCACUACAGCAAGGUGGUCAACCACGGCUCGGAUGCUGUGGAUGAGAGCGAAGACGAGUUCAUCACCAUGAAGCGCACUGAUCAUGGCCUCGAUGAAGACAAUCUACCAGAGUCCGCUUACCUGUCGAAACGCAAGAUCAAGGCGGGUCAGUCCAAGAAAGCAAUGUUAUCGAAACGCGGCGUACCGACCAAGACGACCUUUGACGACGAGGGCCAUGCUAGAGCGGACAAUGCGGUUCAGCGAGAAGAAGACUUUAUCGCGCAAGGCGAUGUUCAGGAGCUUGGCCGACAAUUUGUUGCUGCCGAGCGAGCUGCUCUACAGACCAUUGAUGUGGACGACAAGGCUCUUGCGAAGGCCAAGAGACGUGAGAAGAAGCGGAAGCGAAAGCUGGCUAAUGCGGGUGGGGCUGAAGAGACUCGCGCCGAGCUCGCGGUGAGCAGCGAUGAUGAUGGCUACGUCUCGCCUGACUUUGAUGAUAUCGAUCUUCAACCUACGCCCAAACAUGGUAGACUCGAUGCCACGAGCGCAGCUGACGAAGAGCGGCCAAAUCUUGAAGCGCAAGCCCUGCUCGCAUUAUCGAACCGAAGAUAG
Mixia osmundae IAM 14324 is the source of this 2459-nucleotide messenger RNA. RefSeq lists its product as uncharacterized. Gene Ontology annotation, biological process: rRNA processing. The record is from RefSeq and is a predicted model, not a curated record. NCBI's taxonomy places the organism in Eukaryota, Fungi, Basidiomycota, Mixiomycetes, Mixiales, Mixiaceae. Gene Ontology annotation, cellular component: nucleus. Gene Ontology annotation, molecular function: nucleic acid binding; RNA helicase activity; ATP binding. Bases 51 to 2459 code for a protein of 802 amino acids. The transcript has 5 exons.